AUGGACUCAAAACUACAUCAUAAGAGAAAUUGGUACUGCCCAAUUUGAUCUCUAUAAAAAUAGCGUAUAUCCAAAAAAUCUAAUGGAUAGGAAGGAUACAUUUCUUAAUUAUUUUGAUACUAUUGACGAUAGUAAUCUAACAGUUGUUGUACAUCCUACCACCCCAAAACUCCCUCUAGCAAAUAGUUAG
This is a messenger RNA of Funneliformis geosporum, 190 nucleotides long. The record is from the annotation of a GenBank genome assembly. Lineage: Eukaryota; Fungi; Glomeromycota; Glomeromycetes; Glomerales; Glomeraceae.